Messenger RNA from Apaloderma vittatum (bar-tailed trogon), 1827 nucleotides. It is a transcript of the gene ANGPTL5, whose product is annotated as angiopoietin-like 5. The record is from RefSeq and is a predicted model, not a curated record. NCBI's taxonomy places the organism in Eukaryota, Metazoa, Chordata, Aves, Trogoniformes, Trogonidae. The transcript is spliced from 8 exons. The coding region runs from base 127 to 1299 and encodes 390 amino acids.
AAGGAGUGAUGUGUUGGCUGCUCUUUGUGCUGUAGACAUUCCCAAAGAGUUAGCUCAGGACUUUCAUAGUGUACAAUCCUUUCCACGGAAAUUUGAAACCCGUCAAAACGUUUGCAUUUCUUCAAGAUGAACUGUCUUAGUCUAACUUCACUGAUUUGUCUUAGUAUUUUUUUGUUCAAUGUAGGAGAGGCUGUCACAAGUAGCUUCCAGCCUUGUUCAUCUAAGGGCACAAGAAAUGUUGGAGCUGUGGAGGAGCCACUCAAGGCAGAAGAAAAAAAUAAAUCUGCAGAUAUUUCAAAACAAAAAGAACAAUGCCUUAUACCAUGUGAUGUUCAAGCUAAAAUUUUACGAGGGGAAAAACAUGACAUGUGCAGAAAUUUGCAGAACUCUCUGGCUGAAUACACAAGAAGUACAAAAAAACUGGUAAGAAACAUGAUGGAUGAUCAACAGUCUUCUUUGGAUUACCUUUCUAAUCAGGUAAAUGAACUCAUGAACAGGAUUCUUCUUUUGAACACAGAAGUUUUAAGAAAGCAUUUAGAUCCACUUCCUUACAAAGCAGUUCAGUCUCAUGGGCUGGAUUGCACUCAUAUUAAAGACACCGUUGGUUCAGUUUCAAAAACUCCAACUGGUCUGUACAUUAUCCAUCCAGAAGGAUCAAAUUAUCCUUUUGAGGUUUUGUGUGACAUGGAUUUUCAGGGAGGUGGAUGGACUGUGAUUCAGAAAAGAACUGAUGGAAUCAUUCCAUUCCAGAGAACAUGGUCUGAAUAUCUGGAUGGAUUUGGUAUCCUUUCUGGGGAGUUUUGGCUUGGACUGAGGAAGAUUUUUCACAUAGUAAAUCAAAAAGCCACUAGUUUCAGUCUUUAUGUGGAUUUGGAAUCAGAAAAAGACAAGCAUGCCUAUGCAUCAUAUGAUGGAUUUUGGAUAGAGGAUGAAACAUGUUCUUUUAAGAUUCAUUUGGGGCGUUAUUCAGGAAAUGCUGGUGAUGCAUUUAGAGGAUAUAGAAAAGAAGACAAUCAGAAUUCAAUGCCUUUCAGCACCUUUGAUGUCGAUAACGAUGGAUGCAGGCCAAUGUGCACUAUUAAAGAACAGCCUGUAAAGAGCUGCAGUAACUUCAGUGAUAACACUGGAUGGUGGUUCAGCCGGUGCGGCCUUGCGAAUCUUAAUGGUGUUCAUCGCUACACAGGUAGAUUUCUUGCAACUGGGAUUCACUGGGAUACAUGGACAAUGAACAACAAACCAGUCCGAAUUAAAUCAGUUUCAAUGAAAGUUCGGAGAACCUAUAAGCCAUAUUUCCAUUAAUCUAUGAAAGCAGAAAUAUAUCUCUACUUGCAGUUAUGUGGGAUAAUGUAUUGCUGCAUCAUAAAUACCUUUCAUUUCCACUUGAACAGUUUGGUCUUAAAACUUUAUUAGAUAUUUCCAUAAUACAGUUACUCAUUUUUAUUAUGAAAUGUCAGCAUUUGUAGUGUUCCCAAUUGAGUAAGAAGGUCCUAAGAAGAAUAUAUUUUUCAGAAAAUGGAUGUAACUUAACUGUUUGUCAGCUUUUGCUCAGCUGCCUCUUAUGCAAUCUCAGAGACAGUGGAAAAAAUUCAAAAAGGAAUGUAAUGCUGACUUUUGAAUGUGUUUUUUCUGUCUCUCUGCAUAUCUGAAUUGCCAAGAAAUUACAGGAAUUUUUCUUUUAAGAAGUCAUAUACCUCCCAUUUCCAUCAUUAUAUUACAGGAAAAUACCUUUUAUUCACCUUAGGUUAAUUUUCCAGAAUCAGCUCUUCUUUGUAUAUUCCUUAUCAGGCAAGAUAACACUGACUUAUUUCAACACAUACUUAAGGUUCU